GAGUGACGUUCUCGACUCCGACACGCACCAGACGGCAGCUCGACUGCGGUACUUACUUUGGCUCCUGAACCACGCGCCCGCGAUCUUACUGCAGCCUCUGGACAGUCAGCGGCAGCGCAAGGGGACCUGGAGCCACAUGAUCAAGCAGGACUUCGCCUUUUCCCGAAAACAUCUCCCACGAGACAGGUGGCCGAUCAAGGGCCAGCACGACGGCGACAUCAUCACCUGGGCCCGCCUGAAGCCCAUACACUGCACCAACGCGGCCAAGGCAGCUACCAACGCACACCUGCUCUAUGUGCGCGACCAGGCCCAGCUUGAGAGGUUCCAGAAGGAUACCCAGGUGCCCGCGACCCCCUCGAGCACCGCAGAGAUCGACCAGGCCGACGGCACCGACCAGACUAGAUACAUCUGCUACGUCUGCGGCCGCACAGCCACCGAGCAGGGCAUGGCGGUACACAUGGGCAGAGACCACCCCGACAGCGAGAACCCUCGACGCCGGGCGACGGGCACUGCGCGUCGAUGCUGUCAGACCGAGUUCCACGCCAGACCGAGGCUCCUGAGGCAUCUUGCGGCAACCCACCGCUGCCGCAAGUCCUGGUACGCUUGGUGCACGAUGACGAUGAAACCGCUCACCGAACAGCAAAUCGCCGACAACCUCAGUGCCAUCGCUACGACCACGGCAACCAACAAGAAGAGUGGCCGACAUGCGACCUUCAGCGAGAUACCAGCCUACAAGAUCGACACCACGCCGCUCCCACUCUUGGAGACGGUUACCAGCGAGAGCGGCCUGGACUACCGCGCGAUCGACACCAGCAACGAUUGCGAAGCACCGACCUCAGAUCGCGACCUCCAGAUCACGCGUGACAGGAUUCUGAAGGGCGGGGUCGCAGCACUAGAUGCCAAGAUACCGAGAAGGACCUGGCAUCACCCUGACCACGCCAGAGACCCUGCCGACCGUGCCAGUACCUGCCGCUCGAAGGUAACGCCAUGGGGGCCUGCCGACACCACGGAAAAGGUAGCAGACGAGCUCUACCCAGCCAACACAGUUGCAAGAGAAGUCAUCACCAUCUUGCACGCGGCCGCCGAAGCGAAGGUUCCUUGCAAUGUCAUACACGCCGGGGACUCCAUCUUCUGGACGCUUCCCGAGUGCCACCACACCAUCAAGCGUGCUGCAGCAACGUCCGGCACGGCCAAUCACUACGAGCUCGGUACCGCCAGGAUCAUGGCCAACUUAGCGAUCCCCAUACAGGAAACCCAGAUGAAGGAGAUAGCCGCCGAGAACUUCGACUGCGCCGCAGCGGCUCUGCUCGACGACAUGAUCAUCGCAAGGUGGGGCUUCAGAGUGGCAAGAGCGGCACCUACCACCGACAUGCGCACCGACUGCGACAGGUACCUCACCCACACACAGGAGGAGGACAUUGUCAGCGGUGACUACUCCAGCGACGACCACAACGAGGAGGGGCUGGAACC
This is a messenger RNA of Prorocentrum cordatum, 1470 nucleotides long. The record is from the annotation of a GenBank genome assembly. Lineage: Eukaryota; Dinophyceae; Prorocentrales; Prorocentraceae.